Messenger RNA from Apodemus sylvaticus (European woodmouse), 2472 nucleotides. RefSeq names its product triokinase and FMN cyclase (gene Tkfc). Gene Ontology annotation, molecular function: glycerone kinase activity; ATP binding. Bases 349 to 2085 code for a protein of 578 amino acids. The record is from RefSeq and is a predicted model, not a curated record. The transcript is spliced from 18 exons. Gene Ontology annotation, biological process: glycerol catabolic process. NCBI's taxonomy places the organism in Eukaryota, Metazoa, Chordata, Mammalia, Rodentia, Muridae. Gene Ontology annotation, cellular component: cytosol.
GGAGCUGGGUCUAAACCAGGUCUGAAGAAUGAUUUAUACCUUCCCUGCUGGGACUCUGCUUAACUCUGGAGAACUGGUUGACUAAUGGGAACGUUAGGCUUUGUAGCAAGACUAGACAUUGGGCUCAAGUCCUGACUCUUACCAACACAAUCUUAGACAACCCACUAGAGCUUUCAGUCUGUUUUCCAGAAGCCAAGCAGGAUCACAGGGCUGACUCAUUACUAGUGUGGCCAGCCAGAAAGGUGCUGCUGCCGCCUCCACUUGAGACCAGGUCGCAGUCAGGACUGUCCACCCGGCGGCCUCUCGGAGCAGAAGUGUGAACUCAGCUUGUUCCAGAGCUUUCCCACCAUGAUUUCCAAGAAGAUGGUGAAUUCUGUGGAAGGGUGUGCUGAUGAUGCCCUGGCUGGGUUAGUGGCCUCGAACCCUGACCUGCAGCUCCUGCAAGGGCACCGUGUGGCCCUGCGUUCUGACCUGGACAGCCUCAAGGGCCGAGUAGCACUUCUGUCAGGUGGAGGCUCAGGCCAUGAGCCUGCCCAUGCCGGUUUUAUCGGGAAAGGAAUGCUGACUGGUGUCAUCGCGGGGUCUGUGUUUGCCUCUCCUCCUGUGGGCAGCAUCCUGGCAGCCAUUAGAGCUGUGGCCCAGGCAGGCACAGCUGGCACCCUCCUCAUUGUGAAGAACUACACUGGGGAUCGGCUCAACUUUGGACUCGCCAUGGAGCAGGCGAAGGCCGAGGCCAUCUCUGUGGAGAUGGUGGUAGUUGAGGAUGACAGCGCCUUCACUGUCCUGAAGAAGGCAGGCCGGCGUGGCCUGUGCGGCACAGUGCUUAUCCACAAGGUGGCAGGUGCUCUGGCUGAGGAAGGUAUGGGGCUGGAGGAGAUCACAAAGAGGGUGAGCGUGAUCGCCAAGACCAUGGGUACCCUGGGGGUGAGCUUGUCUUCCUGCAGUGUCCCUGGUGCCACACGCACCUUUGAGCUUGCAGCUGAUGAAAUGGAGCUAGGCCUGGGGAUCCAUGGGGAAGCUGGUGUUCGUCGGAUAAAGAUAGCACCUGUUGAUCAGAUUGUCACUCUCAUGCUUGACCACAUGACAAACACCUCCAAUAUAUCCCAUGUGUCUGUACCAUCAGGCUCUUCAGUGGUGCUGAUAGUCAACAAUCUGGGUGGCCUGUCUUUCCUGGAACUGGGCAUCCUAGCUGAAGCUGCCAUACGCUUGCUGGAGGGCCGUGGGGUGAAGGUUGAGCGUGCCCUGGUGGGCACCUUCAUGUCAGCGCUUGAGAUGCGUGGUGUUUCCCUCACUCUGAUGCUUGUGGAUGAGGCCCUGCUGAAGCUAAUAGAUGCUGAAACUACUGCAAAAGCCUGGCCUCACGUGGCCAAGGUCUCCGUGACUGGAAGGAAGCGGAUUCGGGCAGCUCCCACAGAACCUCCAGAGAUCCCUGAAGCCACCGCAGCAGGAGGUGUAACAUCAGAGCAGAUUAUACGCGUGCUGGAUCGGGUAUGCACCACCCUCGUCGGUCUGGAGGAGCACCUGAACGCCUUGGAUAGGGCUGCUGGUGAUGGGGACUGCGGCUCUACCCAUAGCCGUGCUGCCAAAGCCAUUCAGGGCUGGCUAAAGGAAAGCCCAACUCUAACCAGCCCUGCCCAGGUACUCUCCAAAUUGGCUGUCCUGCUGCUGGAGAGGAUGGGAGGCUCAUCUGGGGCGCUCUAUGGCCUGUUCCUGACUGCAGCUGCCCAGCCUCUCAAGGCCAAGACUGACCUCCCAACCUGGUCUGCUGCCAUGGAUGCCGGCCUAGAGGCCAUGCAGAAGUAUGGAAAGGCUGCACCAGGAGACAGGACAAUGCUGGAUUCCCUGUGGGCAGCAGCACAGGAGCUCCAUGCCUGGAAGAGCCCAGGGGCCAGUCUCCUCCCAGUCCUGACUCAAGCAGUCAAGAGUGCUGAAGCUGCAGCCGAGGCCACCAAGAGCAUGGAAGCGGGUGCUGGGAGAGCUAGUUACAUCAGCUCUGCACGACUAGAUCAGCCAGACCCUGGAGCGGUCGCAGCUGCUGCCAUCUUCCGCGCCAUCCUGGAGGUCUUGCAGACGCAGGGAGCAUGACUGCUUUUCUCCUCCUCUGCUCCUGUAUGUGACUUCCUCUUGCCUUCAGAUGGUCGCCUCCCCCUCCCCCUAACACCCAUUCUCUGCAUGGAGCAGGACAUCCAUACCUCCAGAGCUGUUCCAUGAAGAUAGGAUCUGGUCGGGUGGGCCACAUGCCUGGGCAGCACCCAUCUUUCCUCCUCAGGAAGAGGAGUCCCUCAGAUCUUGUCCGCCCCACCCUAACCAGCUCUGGAUGUAAUGAUUUGGCUUUUCCUGAGUACAACACAGCUCUAACGGGGCAUACCCAUUUGGUUUCAAGAUUCCAGGCCCCUUCCUCUGGAAGGCCUCCUAUACCCAGUCAGUGUAUGACAGAAAGCUAAUAAAAUCCAUUGAAGCCAUAGGACUUUA